Rosa chinensis is the source of this 609-nucleotide messenger RNA. Its product is annotated as pentatricopeptide repeat-containing protein At5g48910-like. Gene Ontology annotation, biological process: RNA modification. The record is from RefSeq and is a predicted model, not a curated record. NCBI's taxonomy places the organism in Eukaryota, Viridiplantae, Streptophyta, Magnoliopsida, Rosales, Rosaceae. Gene Ontology annotation, molecular function: protein binding; RNA binding. The transcript is spliced from 2 exons. The coding region runs from base 1 to 609 and encodes 202 amino acids.
AUGGUAACUGGGUUUUCUCAGAACUUGAGGUUCUCCGAGAGUUUCAAGGCCUUUUCGCAGAUGAGAAUUGCUGGGGAGAGCCCGACCCAGUUUGCAUUUGCAAGUGUCAUCAGAGCUUGUGUGGUUCUUGGGUCGGUUGAGAUUGGGAGGCAGCUGCAUUCUCUUGCUUUGAAAUUGGGCUUGGCUUGUGAGUUGUUUGUGGGCAGUAACUUGGCGGAUAUGUAUUCGAAAUGUGGGUUCAUGGUUGAGGCUUUUAAUGGCUUAGGAAAUGACGCCUUGGAAACUUUUAGUAGAAUGGUCCAGGCAGGAGUGAAACCAAAUGCAAUAACAUUUAUCAGUCUUUUAACAGGUUGUAGCCAUUUUGUAUUGGUAGAGGAAGGUUUAAAGUACUUUUACUCUAUGGAGAAAACAUAUGGCAUAGUACCUAGAGCUGGACAUUACUCUUGCAUUAUUGAUUUACUUGGCAGGGCUGGAAGGCUUGAAGAGGCCGAAGAUUUUAUUAACAGCAUGCCAAUGCAGCCAAAUGCUUUUGGGUGGUGCCCCUUUCUUGGUGCUUGCACGAUUCAUGGUGAUAAAGAGGGGCAUAUAUACUGGCAGCGGAGAAAUUGA